Molecule: messenger RNA, 3272 nt
Organism: Phoenix dactylifera (date palm)
Lineage: Eukaryota; Viridiplantae; Streptophyta; Magnoliopsida; Arecales; Arecaceae
Source: RefSeq, a predicted model, not a curated record
CCAAUUGCAUCCGCCAUGCAGAGACGGACAUGCAAUGAAAUCUCUCCGCCGUUGUGCCUCCCAAUCCUCCAUUCCGAACCCCCACUCUCAGCUCCUAUCUUCCCUUUUCAUUACAAAAAACUCACCAAAUCCUCACCUUGGUUUCAGGAGAAACCUUGUUCUCAUCCCUCCUGCUUAUCCCACCAAUGGCCAUCACCAAAGACAGACUAAAUCACUAUCAGGAACCAAAACUACCAAUUCCCACAUCACAAAACCACUGCUCUUCCAUUCAGACACCUCUGCUGCCAACCUCCUUGCUGACGCCCGCGGCAAGUCUGGUUCCGUGUUCGAUGCGCUUCAAGUGCUCGGCGAAAUCCCGAACCCAAAUGUCAUCUCAUGGAAUCUUAUGAUACAGAGCUACAAUCAGAUUUCUCGGUUUGAAGAAUCUCUUAGAACUUUCGGGGACAUGCGCUCGUUAGGUUUCAAGCCGAAUCAGUUCACUUAUGGUAACGUGCUCUCCGCUUGCGCUGCAUCCCAAAACCUUGAAUAUGGUGAGCAGAUGCACUCACUUGUCUUGAAGAAUGGGUUCUUCUCUAAUGGCUAUGUUUGUACCGGGCUGAUAGAUUUGUUUUCCAAAAGUAAUAGUUUUGAUGCUGCUUUAAGAGUGUUCGCCGAGAAUACCAGCUCGAAUGUGGUUUGUUGGAAUGCUAUCAUUGCUGGCGCAGUUCGAAAUGAGGAUAGUUUGAUUGCCCUGGACCUUUUCGGUCAGAUGGUGGAUGGGUUUUGUAUGCCAAAUUGUUUUACUUUCUCAAGUAUUUUAUCUGCUUGUGCUGCGGCUGCAGAACUAGAGGUGGGUAGAGGGAUACAUGCAUGGGUCAUUAAAUGUGAUUCUGGAGAUGACGUCUUUGUUGGAACUGCUAUUGUUGAUCUAUAUGCGAAGUGCAGUGAUAUGGAUGCUGCAGUGAAGGAAUUCUCACGCAUGCCAGUUCGCAAUGUGGUUUCUUGGACUGCCGUUAUUUCUGGUUUUGUUCAGAAGGAUGAGGCUAUUGACGGUUUGAUAUUUUUCAAGGAAAUGAUACAAGCUGGUGUGGCAAUAAACAAAUUUACUCUAACCAGUGUUCUCCUUGCCUGUGCUAAGUCUCUGAUGGCCAAAGAGACAAUCCAAAUCCAUUGCCUGACUAUAAAGAAUGGGUUGUAUAUGGAUUCCGUGGUCAAAGAUUCUUUGGUCAGCACCUAUGCGAAAAUUGGGUAUAUUGAAUUGUCUGAAAAAGUAUUUGAGGAGACAGGUAUACUGAAAAGUCCAGGUACUUGGUCAGCUAUGAUCUCUGGCCUUGCUCAGGACCAGGAUUUUAGUAGAUCAAUUGAACUCUUUCAGAGGAUGCUUUGUGAAGAUUUAAAACCUGAUAAGAAAUGCAGCUCUGCUGUUCUUAGCAUUGUUGACUGUAUAGAUUUUGGGAGACAAUUACAUUCUUAUGUCAUAAAAUCUGGGUUGGUGCUUGAUGUUCUUGUGGGUAGCGCACUCUUCACCAUGUACUCCAAAUGUGGUAGCAUCAAAGAUAGUUAUGAAUUCUUCAAACAAAUGCAGGAAAAGGAUAGAGUUUCAUGGUCAUCGAUGAUUUCUGGAUUUGCUGGGCAUGGUCAUACGGAUAAGGCUUUUCAGUUAUUCAGGGAUAUGUUACUUGAAGAUAUCAAACCUGAUGAAAUGACUUUAGCUUCUGUUCUUACAGCUUUCAAUGGUCACUGUGACUUGAUGAAAGGGAAGGAAAUUCAUGGGCAUGCUAUUCGUGUUGGACUUGGGGCUGGUACUCUUAUCAGUAAUGCUCUUGUGUCAAUGUAUUCCAAAUGCCAAACUCUAGUAGCUGCAAGAAGAGUCUUUGAUGGAUUUUCAAGGAAGGAUGAGGUCACAUGGUCAUCCUUGGUCUCAGGAUAUGCCGCAAAUGGUUAUCAUGAUGAGGCACUAUCACAGUUCCGGUAUAUGUUGCUUGCCGGUUUUGAAAUAGACCAUUUUAUAUGCUCAUCAGUUCUUGGGGUAUGUGCAAACAUAUCAGGGCUGGGUUUGGGCAGGCAAUUACAUGCCCACGCAAUCAAAUCAGGCAUAAUUUAUCAUCUUUCAGUAAGUAGUGCAUUAGUGACAAUGUACUCAAAAUGUGGCAACAUUUAUGAUUCUCGUACAGCAUUUGAUGACAUAGAAAACCCUGAUUUAGUCACAUGGACAGCUAUAAUUGAUGGAUAUGCUCUGCAUGGAAGUGGCUUAGAAUCUCUGAAAAUCUUUGAGCUGAUGAAGAAACAAGGAAUAAAACCUGAUGCUGUGACAUUAGUUAGUGUUUUAUCAGCCUGUAGCCAUAAUGGUUUACUGGAAGAAGGCUUUUGCUAUUUUAAUUCUAUGAGCACUGAUUACGGGAUUGAACCAGGAGUUCAUCACUAUGCCUGCAUGGUUGAUUUACUUGGUCGAGCUGGAAGACUUAAAGAGGCUGUAAAUUUCAUUCACAGGAUGCCAAUAGAACCAAAUUCUCUGGUGUGGAGCACACUGCUUGGUGCUUGCAGAGUUCAUGGUGAUGUCGAGCUGGGAAGGUUAGCAGCAGAGAAGGUUCUUGAGCUAGUGCCCCGUGACUCUGGGACUCAUAUCUCUCUGUCAAACAUCUCUGCAGAUAGGGGAGAGUGGGAAGAAGUUCUGAGGAUUAGAUGUUCAAUGAAAGGAGGAGGCAUAAAGAAGGAACCUGGAUGGAGUAUAAUAUGAAAGAUUAAGGAUUCCUUUUAGUCUCUGUGUCUGAAAAAUUAUACUCAUCUUCCAGUUGACUGCAGCGCUUAAAAUAGAUAUCUGUCUAUCCUAGCCACUCUUUGCCGAGUUGUAUAUGGAAAUAUUUAACUUUCUGUGGAAGAGGGCAGAGUAUGAAUGAGACUUGCGUGCUUAAAGUUACUGGGAGCAAUGGAGCAGAUAGAGCAAGGAAGCUGGCAUUUAUAUUAUGAUUAAAAUAUAACAGAGGGUUCUUUGCUGCUGAGCUAACAAUAUGUCAGGGAUUUUGCAAAUAAAGGUUUUCAUGAUUUACUUUCAAAGAAGAAGCGUAGAGCAAUUAUUUUAAAUUGUGAGGUGAGAUUGAAGCAACCGAAUCAUGCCAUGAUUUCAUCCAAAUGAAACGUCAUGUGGACUUGGCACUUUAGGCCAUCAUCUGGGCUCAGUCAUUUAAUUUAUGUGCUUGUUUGACAGCUCUCAAUCUUUGACCAUGUACCUCAAGUGGCACGGGCCUUGAACUCUAUUCUUGUAUUAAAGGUUGUAUGAAGCCAUUUAUUCUACA